Molecule: messenger RNA, 1116 nt
Organism: Prorocentrum cordatum
Lineage: Eukaryota; Dinophyceae; Prorocentrales; Prorocentraceae
Source: the annotation of a GenBank genome assembly
AUGGUUGCAUCGAUGCGUCCAAGGCAGGUGGUCGUCCUCCUCCUGCACUGCGGGCUACGCAUCGCCGCCGUCCACCAUAACCAUAGCACUAAGGUGCUCACCGAUGCCCAGACCUGUCCGGGAGCCAUCAACAUUAGCGGCUACGGCAGCAUUGAAAUGGUGGCGACGAAGUGGAACAUGAAGGGCGACCCCGCGGCCAAAGUCUCCGUCGCGAAUGGCCAGGUUGUGCCGCAUUUGAAGGGAAGGGCGUACUUUGGCGAGUCGUGCAAACACGGCGUCUUUAGCAACGAGAACUAUGUUGCCAUGAAGCUGCUUGGUAAGACGCUGGCCUUCAUGACUGAUUUGUCCCAGCUCGGAUGCGGCUGCAAUGCUGCCUUCUACCUGACUAACUUGAGGCAAAACACAAACGCUUCAACCUGUGAAGACUAUUAUUGCGACGCCAAUGCGGUAUGUGGUGUCAGGUGCGCUGAGAUGGACAUCAUGGAGGCCAACAGCGUCGCCUUCCACGCCACACCGCAUACUGCCGACGACGGUAGCGGUGUUGCCGAGGGCUAUGGCGGCGGCGGUGAUGAAUGGAGCGGCCCUCGACAGUGGUCGCCGGAAGAGUACGGGCCGGAGGCGAAGUGCAUCAACACGAUGCUGCCUUUUCAGGUGGCCGCCUCCUUCCCCGUCUUCGAGCAACGGGGCACCCUGGCCGCGAUGGUUGUGACCCUGUCGCAGGGCUCCUGCAAUCUUAGCGUCGCCAUAUCCACGUAUCAGCUGAAUCGAGGAGGCAAGGAUGUCUCCGUGAUGGAUGAGGUGACCCAGGCCCUCGCCGAAGGCAUGACCCCCAUCGUCAGCUUCUGGCAGGCGGACGACAUGCUGUGGCUGGACGGCAAGGGCUUAGACGGCAAGGGGCCGUGCGUGAAGGACCUUGAGAAGCCCUGCCCCGCGAAUGUCUCCAUGCACAGCUUCCUGCUCGAGCCCACGGCUUCUUGGCCCGAGCCCUCCAGCGGGAACAGUGUGUUCUACAUCGUGGUGGUCGUAGUAGCUCUGUCGGCCAUCGGAGGGGCGGCCGUGUACUGCGUCAAGUGCGGUAGCAGAAACGAGCACGGGCUGCUGAGCGGCAGUGAGUGA